Molecule: messenger RNA, 1440 nt
Organism: Zophobas morio
Lineage: Eukaryota; Metazoa; Arthropoda; Insecta; Coleoptera; Tenebrionidae
Product: rRNA methyltransferase 3, mitochondrial
Exons: 3
Coding region: 197-1426 (409 amino acids)
Biological process (GO): RNA processing
Molecular function (GO): RNA methyltransferase activity; RNA binding
Source: RefSeq, a predicted model, not a curated record
GCCUUUAGUUUGACUCGACGGUGUAAAUGCCCCUUAAUCGAUUUAAUUAUUUGUAAUUAUAACAAAAAUGUUAUUGUUAAAAGACGCACUAAACCACUGCAUGUGGUUGAUGCGUAUAAUCUAAAUGAAUUUCGUAUUUGCUGUGAUAAACAAAAUGAUUCACAUUUUUAGUCAAACAUAACCUCACUUUUCGAAUAUGGCAUCCACUUUAAACAUUUUUGUUAAAAAUGCCCUGAAAAGUCAUGUAAUUACCCAACAAGUGCGUUUUUAUCCGCGAUGGGGGCACCGAACACCGAUAAAAGUCUACACACCCGAAGAGUUUCAAGAAAUGGAAAACAAGCAACAUAACCCCCCUGAAAAAAAAAUCUUUGAAAAAUAUGGGGCGUUCAAACCGGCUUGGGAGAGGUCUAAAAAUGUGACUGAAGACUCCCCUGACGGUCUAAAAUAUAAAUUUAAAACGAAAAAGUCCGAUAAACCGUUGAUUGCAACCCAUCAAAAAAGUAAGGUUAGCACAACCACCGAUAUGCUUGAGACCAUUAUAGAUAAAGAUGGGAACUUUAUUUAUACAAAAAUGAAAAACAACGAUCAACGAGUGGGUAAAAUUUUGACUGAAGUGAAAUCAAAAAAGGACACAGAUAAAAAGGAUUUGGUUCUCUUGGAAGGUAAGCGUCUUAUUAAAGACGCUCUGCAGUCGGGCUGCCACUUAAAGUAUAUUUUAUUUAGCCGCAAAGACGAAGUUGAUUAUUUGAGGCCCUUUUUACCAAAAGCGGGGGCUUUGUUGUAUAAAAUGCCCUACAAAGAGAUGCAAAUGUGGUCAGAUCUUACCACGACCCCAGGAAUCAUGGCUAUUUUUAAACUGCCAAGUGUGGAGGAUUUUACCCCAAAACACGCGCUUCCAAUUACGGUAAUUUGUGACAACAUUCGAGAACCAGGAAAUUUAGGGACCAUUUUAAGAAUUUGUGCCGCUGUUGGAUGCGAGCGGGUUAUUUUAACUAAAGGUUGCGCAAAUCUAUGGGACAGUAAAGUGUUGAGGAGCUCAGUAGGCGCUCAUUUUAAAUUGCGACUUAACAAAAGUAUGGACUGGGACUCAAUUGAGGAGAUAGUGGGCAAAGAAGCGAAUUUUUUCAUAGCUGAUAAUAAAUUGGUCUGUGGUGACAAUAUUGAGGAUUUAGCCACAGUCCUGGAAAAAAUUCCUCUUUUACCUUACUACAGCGUCGAUUUUCGCACCUCUCCCCAGAUAGUUGUAAUAGUAGGGGGCGAAACUCUCGGCGUCAGUAAAAAUUCGUAUGAACUAGCCCUUAAGACAAACGGCGCCCGCCUUAACAUACCCUUAAGUAAUGACAUUGAUAGUUUAAAUGUAGGAGCCGCCUUAGGAAUAAUAGCGUUUGAAAUUAAGAAACAACUCACGCAAAUUGUGAAUAAAUAGUUUAUUCUUAGGUA